AUGAAGGCCCACAUAGAACAACGGCUACUAACGUCGAGAAUUGGACUUCGUUUUCUUAGUCAACAAGCGAACGCUAAGAAAUACUCCAAUUCGCUUUGUUUACCAAAAACAAAUUUCCCCAUUCGCAGUAACGAACGUGAAAAUGAGCAGAAAUAUACGAAAGAGAUAACCGAUGAUUUAUAUACAUGGCAGCAAAAGAGCAUACCGCUUUCAAAGUCUUUCAUACUUUUAGACGGACCUCCUUAUGCGAAUGGAAGGUUACAUAUUGGUCAUGCGUUGAAUAAAAUUUUAAAAGAUAUGGUGAAUAGAUGGAAACUUUUAAAUGGCCAUCAAAUUAGAUACGUUCCCGGAUGGGAUUGUCAUGGGCUUCCUAUCGAACUGAAAGCGGUGCAACAAAAUGUACAACAAGGGUCCCCAUCACAAAUAAGACAAACGGCCAAGGAGUUUGCAGAAAAUGCCAUGGAUGAUCAGAUGAAUCUCUUUCGACGUUUAGGCGUUAUGGCAGACUGGUCAUCCAGAUAUACAACCAUGAGCCAUGAGUAUCAAAUUGCAGAAUUACAAGUGUUUCGGACGUUAGUAGAGAAGGGAAUGAUUUUUCGUCAAUUUAAACCUGUAUACUGGAGUCCAUCCAGUCGUUCUGCCCUUGCUGAAUCCGAAAUUGAAUACAAUGAUAAUCACGUUAGUUCCUCGCUUUACUUCUCAUUCCCAGUGAAUAGUUUUACUAACAAUGGGAAACACUAUGAUAAUGUCAAAGCUUUGGUUUGGACAACUACUCCGUGGACUAUACCUUCCAAUUUGGCACUUGCCUUUCAUCCAGAUGUGGAAUAUGGAAUCUUUUCCAAUGGUGAACAGAAGUACAUUGCAGCAAAGAAUUUGGUGCCUUCAUUCCAAUUUUUAGAAGAUUUUGAAGAAGUUGGGACCUGCACCUAUGAAAGUAUUCGAUCACUAACAUAUCAAAAUCCCUUGAUUCCCGAAAAAGUGUUUCCAUUUCUACCUGCUGAAUAUGUUUCGGAUACCACUGGUACUGGCAUCGUACAUGUCGCUCCUGGACAUGGAAUUGAUGAUUAUUUACUAGGUUUAGAACAUUCUCUGUCCCCCUUUUCUCCCGUUGACGACAAUGGCGCAUACACAAAAGAUGCUCUCGAUGGAUCCCUAGAUGGUUUAAAUGUAUUGAAUGAAGGAGGGAAAAAAGUCCUUGAGCUUAUGGAAGCUAACGGUAUGGUAGUUCAGCUUACUCCUUAUAAACAUCGUUAUCCAUAUGACUGGCGAAAUAGAAAGCCUCUAAUAUUGAGAGCGACUGCUCAGUGGUUUAUUACUUUGAAGUCGGUUAAGGAUAAAGCAAUUGAAGCUCUUCAAUCUGUUAAAAUGAUUCCUGUAAAUGGAAUGUCACGCCUUUGCGGGUUUUUAAAUAGUCGGCCUGAAUGGUGUAUUUCAAGACAGCGUUCUUGGGGUCUUCCAAUUCCUGUACUUUAUGAGAAAUUAUCUGGAAAACCAUUACUUACACCAACGAGCAUUUCUUAUAUUAUAGGCAAGAUGGAAGUAAAAGGGGUUGACGCCUGGUUCAACGAUAAUGACGAUACUAAUUGGACUCCUCCAGAAUAUAGAAAUAAAGAAUACGUUCGUGGAAAAGAAACCCUUGAUGUUUGGUUUGAUUCUGGAAGUGGUUUUACUACAGUACCGUUUCGUAAAGAUAAACCUCUUGUAGACUUGUGUCUUGAGGGUAGUGAUCAACAUAGAGGUUGGUUUCAAUCUCUCAUUUUGAUUUAUCUUGCAGUUACCGACUUGAAAAACUCGCCAUUUAUGACCUUAUUUACUCACGGGUUUGUUUUUGAUGAAAAAGGGAUGAAACAAUCCAAAUCCUUGGGGAAUGUCACCGAUCCGGAAGACAUUUUGGAUGGAAAUAAUAUUACCUCAAAAAAGCAACUAUACGGCAUUGACCUGUUGAGACUAUGGGUUGGCAGCUGCGAUAGCACUAACGAUAUAAAUCUCGGUCCCAACUUAUUAAAUCAAGUCGGAGAAUCAUUGAAAAAAUGGAGACUAACUUGCCGAUUUUGCUUGGGAAAUCUGUACGAUUUUUCUUUGACGGACGGAGUGGCUUAUAAUCAACUUCACCGUAUCGAUCAAGUGGCUGUUGCAAAAACAGUAGAAUUUCAAAAUGAAGUCCAGGAUAAUUAUGAAUCCCUUGCUUUUAAUAAGGUUGUUCAAAGUAUUUUACAAUACAUGAAUAGCUUUCUUUCUUCCACAUAUUUUGAUUCAAUCAAAGAUCGAUUGUACUCAGAUGACCCAAACAGCCUUUCUAGGCGAAGUGCUCAAACUACACUUUACAAAAUUUUGCUAACAAUUAUUUGGUCAUUUUCGCCUAUCGUGCCGCUGUUGUCCCAAGAGGUGUGGAGGAGUUUUCCUAAAGCUUUACAGCCUUCCUAUUCUACGCCUUUUCAUGCUGGUGCUGAAUUUCUGCUUCAGGAUAUCCAGGCCUUAGUAAAGCAAGAAAGAGGUUUGUUGAUGGAAGAGUAUCAAUUAUUGCAAAAAAUUAAGUAUUCCUUUAACCUAUUACUACAAGAAGCAAGAAGUCAACACGGCAUUCGAAGCCCUCUAGAAACAGAGGCUGUCUUAGGGAUUGAAAACGAAGGAUUGCAGAACGUUCUUAAGAAAUACGGGAAUGAUCUAUCACUAAUUUUAGGUGCCUCUAAUGUUCAUGUGCAUACGUCGGAUACUACUGAUGAGUCAAAGAUGUCUUCAUCGUGGGCUCUACAGAAUAAUGCGCAGUCUAAUUUUGGAAAAUUACAAAUUAAGAUGAAACCUGUACAAUUGACUAAAUGCUUGAGAUGUUGGAUGCAUACUGUCUCAGAAGGAGAAAUAUGCCAACGUUGCAACGGCGUCCUAUCCCCUUAA
Molecule: messenger RNA, 2892 nt
Organism: Schizosaccharomyces osmophilus
Lineage: Eukaryota; Fungi; Ascomycota; Schizosaccharomycetes; Schizosaccharomycetales; Schizosaccharomycetaceae
Gene: ism1
Product: mitochondrial isoleucine-tRNA ligase
Exons: 1
Coding region: 1-2892 (963 amino acids)
Biological process (GO): isoleucyl-tRNA aminoacylation
Cellular component (GO): cytosol
Molecular function (GO): tRNA binding; aminoacyl-tRNA deacylase activity; isoleucine-tRNA ligase activity
Source: RefSeq, a predicted model, not a curated record